AUGGUAAAGCUAGCAGACCUGGUUCACUACCCUCGACCUUUCACCGCUGCUUCGUCUUUCUCCUUCAUUUCCAACCCACCGCCGCCGCAGCGCCCCACUGACGGCCGCGUUCUCGCCGCCCUAAACAGCCCAACCAUCCUCGUCGGAACCCUAACCCUCCCCAGCCACACCGCUCUCUCCUCCUCUUCUCCUCCUUGCUCCUGUUUCCGAUUCUCCGACGGCUCCGCCACCGUCUGCUGCGACGUUCUCCACUUCCACGCUGGCGCCAUAGGGAAAGCAAUUCGCGUCACGGCUUUUAAUUUCAUCCCAUUGAAGCACCACGGCGGCCGCAGCGGUUUCUUAGAGAUUAUAAAAUGGUGUUUUUAUGAUUCUAAUGAGGGAUUGAACCAAGUGGAUUCGCUUCCACUGGUACUGAAUCACCCCGGCAGCAGUUGCUGUCGCGGCGGUGGCAGUGACGGUUCCAGAGGCAUCCACGGAGUGGUGGAGUCCGUUGGCCCUGUUUCUGUGGUCCCGUGCGCCAUGGCUGCAAGUAGCUCGGAUUUGAAUUCGGGUUCUAAGGUGAACUUGCCAGGGUUUUUGGUACAAUUGAUGUGUUGUGAGUGUAUGUUAUGUGAUUCUAAGGAGUUAGUAAACAAUUUGAUGAGUGGUUCUUCUAUGGAGAAUGGGAUUGACCAUUCUUUUACCAAAAUGGAGAUUGUGUAUUUUUGUGGCAAUGCAUCAUCGUGGCACCCUGCUAUUACUAAACUAAUUGGUAAUCGCAUUGUAGUUUCGGGCUUGAAGAAGAAGUUGGUUUAUAUAACAAAGGAGGAGUCUUGUGUGAUGUAUGUUACUGUGGAUACGUCAGUGCUUCGUGUUUGUCCAUGUUCAGAGAAAUGGUUGCCACGCUUGAAGUGUGCGAUAAAGGGGAAGGGAGAAUGUGGUGUAUAUACUGGCAUAAUUAAAGGUGUUUACAUGCAAGGGAUGGCUUUGGAGUUGGACCAUGAUGUGUGGCUUCUUUUAACUGAUGAACUACAUACUCUGAUACAUGGUCUGAGGGUUGGCUCCAUUAUAUCUGUGAGAAAUGUCCAUUUCAUGGAUCCAAAGUUUUCAUGGACAAAAAUUAUUAUUCUUGGGGCCUGCGUCAAGACUAGCAUUAUCGUGGAAUCCUUCUCACCGCUGGAAACUGUGGUAUUACUUCUUGUCUCAAGCUUACGUAAAAAGUUUGCUGGUAUCCUAUCUGACAAGGAGAUUUUGGGAUCAAAACAUAAAGAAGGGCUAGCUCAGACUUAUUCUAGUUCACUCUUACCUCCAUCAGUGUUUCAAACUCAGCAUGGUGCUUUCAUGGGGCUGUGUAGACGACAUGACUUGAAUGGCUGCAGUAGAGAAUUGCAUUGCGGUUUUCUAAAAAUGGUAAUACCAAUAUCUAUCUUCACCGAUCACUGUAUUGACACCUUAAUAAGAAUGAUGAAGUCGGAAAAUCAUUGUAAACUAUUACCUGUUGGCAGUCAUUUCAGUAUUUUAUCACGUGAAGCCAGAUAUAAUGGUAGGUCAGUUAGGAGGUUCAUUCCAAGUGAGGAAGUGGGUGUCGUUUUGCUUGGACAUCUAAAGAUUGAUCCAUUGAAUAGAAGACUGCAGCUGGUUGAUGCUACUGGGGGCAUUGAUGUUCUUAUACCAGAUCUUCCCUUUACUUGGAAUCCCAACAAAAUAUAUGAGAAAGGAGUACUUGGAGGGAAGGGGAAGGAGCUUGGCAUACUUAAUAAGAAAACUGAUUCUAGUAUAGAGUGA
This is a messenger RNA of Gastrolobium bilobum, 1764 nucleotides long. RefSeq names its product CST complex subunit CTC1-like. Gene Ontology annotation, biological process: positive regulation of DNA replication; telomere maintenance via telomere lengthening. The coding region runs from base 1 to 1764 and encodes 587 amino acids. Gene Ontology annotation, molecular function: single-stranded DNA binding; telomeric repeat DNA binding. The transcript is spliced from 8 exons. The record is from RefSeq and is a predicted model, not a curated record. Gene Ontology annotation, cellular component: CST complex. NCBI's taxonomy places the organism in Eukaryota, Viridiplantae, Streptophyta, Magnoliopsida, Fabales, Fabaceae.